Molecule: messenger RNA, 1227 nt
Organism: Dendrobium catenatum
Lineage: Eukaryota; Viridiplantae; Streptophyta; Magnoliopsida; Asparagales; Orchidaceae
Product: RNA-binding protein 2
Exons: 6
Coding region: 179-940 (253 amino acids)
Molecular function (GO): mRNA binding
Source: RefSeq, a predicted model, not a curated record
GAAGUCGAAGAUGAAAUUUACAGACUUAGCCCAAUUUAAGACUUUUUUUGGUAUCCGGUAUAAAACAGAUAGCAAACGGCAAAUAUCUAGGGUUAGGGUUUAAGUGAAGUAAGUGAAUUAGGUAGGGGUCCGCAAGAGGUAUUCGUCCGUUGUCUGUUGACUUCUUCGGAGAUCUUUCAUGGACGCUGCCUACUGGAUGCGCCAGCCUCUUCAGCCAUCCGCUGCUCCGCCGAAGCGACAUCGCACUGAAAUUGGUGGAGCUUUAACAGGUCAAGAAGCUCAAAUAUUUCAGCCACAUGAGCACGGUAUUCAAUCUACGAACGAUACACGAGCGCUUGGAGCAUCAUAUGACCGUUAUCUUCAGGAUAAACAACAGUUUUCUUCAUAUGGUUCUACUCAUGUUGGCCUGGUAGGUGAGAGUAGAUCUGCUGGUGGAGAAAUAUAUGGUUUUAGGGGAGGCAAAGCAGGUUUUGCUUACCAAGACCCUGUCAUAUUGUCUGACCCUGCUUUUAGGUCAUUGGGACCACCAGAAUUGGUAGUAAAAAGUAAUAGGACAAUGGGCUUUGGCAUCCAAACUGCUGUGGAUCCUAGGGUUCAUCCUGUGGUUGCUGGAAGAGAGAUUCCCUUGCCACCUGAUGCUUCAAAUACUUUAUUUGUUGAAGGACUUCCACGUGAUACUACUGAGAGGGAAGUAGCACAUAUAUUUCGUCCCUUUUUGGGCUACAAGGAAAUUCGUCUAGUUAAGAAAGAACCGAAAUAUGAUGGUGGAAACCCUAUUGUUCUGUGCUUUGUUGAUUUCACAACUCCAUCCUAUGCCAUGGCUGCUAUGGGCGCUAUUGAAGGUUACAAAGUGGACCUUCAUGAUCCAGAUUCACCAACCCUGCGUUUGCAGUUUGCCACUGCUCGGAGACCCAACGAAAGCUUCCAUGGCCGGAGAUAGAUGAGAUCCAUCAGCUUCUGUGGGACAUUUUUACCUCAUUUCUUAUCUUUAGCUUCUUCUUGUUGGAUGUGAUUGUCAAUUUUUGUUCCUGAGAUUUUUACCUUCACUUCCUAUAUUCUAUUAUAUCUGCGCUGAGUUCUUCAUGUUGUUCUUUUAGCCAGAUAAAUGUUAUGAGAAGCUUGAUGAUGAUGAAGAGUCAGACUGUACUAGUUGAGGUUUCACCCAAAUUUCAAUCUGACACUCAAAGAUAAAUAUCUGUAAUAGCUUGAAGUGUUCUGUUUGGCUUC